AUAUAACCCCCCUAGCCAUGCAGCCCGCAAAACACAGGAGCUCACAAGGACAAGAGGUUGCUUUCUAGUGUCUGGCACUGAGUGUUCAAGUCCUCCAGGAUGCUCCACCGGAGUUUGCUUAUUGCUGUUAUACUGACUGCUCUUGCAGUGGUCUUCUCUGCACCAAUUGACAAUGGAGACGGUCCUAAUGCUCAGAUUUUUAUUAUUCUGGAAAAACAAAAUGAUGACACCUCUAUUGAUGCAGCUGACAUUGUUGAUGCUAUAAAUAAUCACAGCAGACCAGAGGGAGGUUCAAAAGAUUCUGAUAGUGAUGAAAGUGGAAAGAGUGCUUCUGAUGAAAAUGAAUCCAAAGAUUCCAACAGUGAUGAAAGUGAAAAGAGUGCUUCUGAUGAAAGUGAACCUAAAGAUUCUGGUAACGAUGAAAGUAACUCUCUGGAUGAAAACAGUUCCCAAGACUCUGAACACCACUCAAAGAGUUCUUCACAUGAAAGCGACAGCCAUGAUUCAGAUAGUGAAGAUGAUGAACACAAUUCAGAAAACAAGGAUUCUGAAGAUGAGGAGAAGCACGAAAGGCAUGAUUCUGGAAAAAGUGAUUCCCAAGAUGAAGAAGAUGAAGACAAAUCUGACAAUUCUGAAGAUCAUGAAAAAGAUGACAGCCACUCUGAUUCCAGCGAUACUGAAGAAGAUAACUCCUCGGAAUCAAAAUCAAAGGACAAAGAAGACGACAGUUCUUCAGAAUCAAAUUCACAAGGCAAUGAAGAUAACCAAAGAGACUCAGAUUCAAAGAGCAGUGAAAAAGAUGAAAGCUCAUCAGAAUCAAAAUCUGAAGACAAAGAAGAUGAAAGUUCUUCAGAAUCGGAUUCACAAGGCCAUGAAGAUCACCAAAGAGACUCAGAUUCAAAGAGCAGUGAAAAAGAUGAAAGCUCAUCAGAAUCAAAAUCUGAAGAAAAACAUGAGACAUCUAAAGACUCUGGAUCUAAUGAAUCUGAUGAUGUGCACAGUUCUUCUGAAUCAAAUGAAAAUAAAGAUAAGAAAAGCCAGUCCGACUCAGAAAGCCAUGAAAAUGACGAUCACAGCUCAUCUGAAUCCUCAUCUGAAUCAAAUUCUGAGGAAACACAUGGAAAGAGUUCCCAUCACUCAGAUUCAAAUGACUCAGAAGAUAGUCACCACUCAUCUGAAUCAAAAGACAAAGAAGAUGAGGAUUCCUUAAACACAGAAUCAAAGGGUAAAUACAAUUUCAUACAUUCUUUAAUUUCUUAA
Messenger RNA from Erpetoichthys calabaricus (reedfish), 1260 nucleotides. RefSeq names its product starmaker (gene stm). The transcript is spliced from 28 exons. Gene Ontology annotation, biological process: ossification; cell adhesion. Lineage: Eukaryota; Metazoa; Chordata; Cladistia; Polypteriformes; Polypteridae. The record is from RefSeq and is a predicted model, not a curated record. Bases 100 to 1260 code for a protein of 386 amino acids.